Molecule: messenger RNA, 1521 nt
Organism: Bacidia gigantensis
Lineage: Eukaryota; Fungi; Ascomycota; Lecanoromycetes; Lecanorales; Ramalinaceae
Exons: 2
Coding region: 1-1521 (506 amino acids)
Source: RefSeq, a predicted model, not a curated record
AUGGUCGGAGUCAUCUGUGGGCAGCCUAGCGGCAAUCAAGUGGGUGCAGAUACGCGCAACGCAGACUCGUGGAACCAAUAUGACAUGGUCGAUUGGAUGAUUGAAGCGUAUGGUCCCCAUCUCCAGACAUUGGACUGUGCUAACGGAAGAAGUACGAAAGCUGUUGAAGACAACGACUGGCACUAUGACGCGGCGAAGACUCAGCCUGUCGGAGACUAUCAAUCACUCAUCUUGCACUUGAUGGGCAAUGACGGUGGAGAAAAGUGCGACGAGAUCUCCGACCCCGGAUGCUCUGGGACUGGUCUUGACUAUAAUCUCUGCAAAGAACAUCCGAAAGCUCAUUUCGCUUGGUUCGCAAUGACACACUUUGCACGAUUCCUGGGCAAACUGCAGAGUACCUUCACCACUAGCACAGUCGCUGCUGGUCUCCAGACCAGCGACCUGGUUUCUCAAUUCUAUGUGGCGCGUGAAGACCUCUCGGAUCUGGUUUUCCCUAUCUCGUUCCUCAGUGGGAUUGCGGCUGCUAUAUCUGCAGCUUAUCCACCAGCAGCUGUUGUUGCAGGUGCAGGAUCAAUCAUCAAUGGAGCUCUCACGGAAGCAGGCCUUACAAGACCAGACCCUAUUAAGCAAUGGGGUGAAGUGCAAUCUGCCGUGGGCCAGGCAUUCACGCAGAUCUCAGACGCACUGGACACUUAUUUCAAAGAUACCUUCCACACCCUUCCAUCGGCGCACAACUCUGGACAACAAGGCCGUAGCUACGUCGAUGACCCUUCCCUCAUAGUCUCCCAACUUUCUCACGGCGUCUUUGCCACAAACGUCGAAGUCGGCACCAUCAACCCAGGCGUCUACGGUGCGCUCGCCGCCUCCGCCAUCAACGCCCUCUGGGCCCAAGACCAAGUCUUUGUGAUAAAAAUCACCGACAAAGCCUACGGUAAAGGCGCUGGUGCAGCCUGCAAAGCGUUCCCGGACCAAACCGCCUGCAUCAAUGGAGUCGCGUACAUCUUCGCGCGCUUCCAAGUCACGGUCGUGAACGGCGACCAACCGGACGACUACAGCCGCUUCGAAAGGCGGUCCUGGUUUGUGUUCGGCAUCGGCCCGACCGGAACCGCAGGCGACGGGACGAAGAACGCGAAUCAUCUCAAAGACUACGGACUGGAGCUGCCGGACAUUGCGCUCGCGGUGGAGAAGACGUGGGAUGAACACGGCUUCCCGUUCACGGACCAGAAUGGCGCCACCAUCCAGCAUCUGACGACCUACCCCACCGAUGUGGCGGCUAAAGAUAUCAUGUUCUUCAAUCUGCCGGUUUGCGAUUUCGAUUUCACUAUGGGUGCCGGGAAGCAUCUUGCUGAUGCCACGGAGAGGGAUGUCGAUGAUACGGUCAUCGAUCCCAUUGUCUUCUGGGGUCUGUGCACGUGUUAUCAGCAGCAUGGAUGGCCGGAUUCUUACACGAUUCCGGGAACGGAGCCGCAAUUGCCGAGGGACCCUGAGGAUUGUAGAAAUAGUGGAUGGGUGGACGAUUGA